AUGGUGCGACGAGGUGGAGUGGGCGUGGAGGGAUGGGGCAUUGGCGGCGGCGGCGUGGGCGCUGCGACGACACGGAUAGGCGUCGACGCGAGGCGGCCGUGCAGCGAGAUGAUGGCACCGCAUCAGCGUCCUCCCCGACGAGCUGCUGCACGAGAUCCUGGUCCACCUUGGCUCCGCCCACGCCGCCGCGCGCACCAGCGUGCUGUCCCGCCGCUGGCGCCACGUCUGGGCGCACCUGCUGGAGUUUCGCCUCGUCGCGCCGCCAGCGGCACCGUCGACGCUGCCCUUGGUGGCUACUUAGCCCCUACCCUUGAGCACCUCGGCGUCUCCCACCGCACCGACCAACAAGGCCGCGACCUCCGCAUCCCGCCUGGACGUAUUGCGCCGUGGCUCCGCUUCGCAGCGGAGCACGUGGUGGGCGAGCUCAAUCUCUUUCUCCGUGUGCCUCAGACCUUCGUCGGGCCGGAAGUCGUCCGGGAGGAGGCGGUGCUCGAGCUUCCGCUGAUUGUCAACUUUGAUGUCUUCAUUCACUCGAACUCGUUGCACACACUGGUGCUCCGCGUCUUAGAGACAAGGCGUCUAGAGAUUUUGGCCCCAAGACUUGAAGAGCUCACUAUAAUUAUUAAGCCAAUGGAGGCUGAUAUCUCUGCUCCGAAGCUUGUCAAGGUAGCCUGGCAUGAUGCCUAUGACCCUCAUCUCCAUCGGUUUGUUGAUGUUGGCCGUACCCUCCAGCUACUGGAAACUUUCUCUCAUGCGUCAACCCUGACCAAGCGGUUUGAUGAAGUUGAUGAGUUGGAUAUGCUUUCUUGCCUGCCGUCUUGCCCUUGUCGUUUGGAAGAGAGUCGCAAGAUUGAUGUCAUUGAUCUCAGUUCACUUGAAGAGGUAGAAACCUCAGGUUUUUCUGGUUCUCAUGAACAAAUGGAACUUGUGGAGUUCCUAUCCAGCAAUGCCAGAAUCCAAAAAAGGUUGCUCAUCAAUGACGAGUAUUGCCGUAGGCCCAAGGAAGUACAUGAGAAGGAUGUUCGUUGGAUGGAACAUAGGAGUGUGUGCCGCACGGAGAGCAGCUGUGGAUCUCUUGGGACUGGCUCAUCAACAGCUCUGAUUCCAACUCUCAUCACAUAUAAGUCCUCGGGUAUAUAUCUGUACUACUCCUACAUGAACUGGCGCCAAAAAUGUUUCUUGCCAGUUCCAAGGUUGCGGGGCGAGUGGGCAAUUGAACAAGCAGUGAAAGUGUUUUCACCGUCAGCUCAGCGUAUGAUCUGGCAGUGA
Molecule: messenger RNA, 1269 nt
Organism: Miscanthus lutarioriparius
Lineage: Eukaryota; Viridiplantae; Streptophyta; Magnoliopsida; Poales; Poaceae
Source: the annotation of a GenBank genome assembly